Penicillium oxalicum is the source of this 945-nucleotide messenger RNA. RefSeq lists its product as uncharacterized. NCBI's taxonomy places the organism in Eukaryota, Fungi, Ascomycota, Eurotiomycetes, Eurotiales, Aspergillaceae. The record is from RefSeq and is a predicted model, not a curated record. The transcript has 2 exons. The coding region runs from base 1 to 945 and encodes 314 amino acids.
AUGGAUCCUAACGGUGGCUAUCCCCCUACCUAUCCCAUGCCAACCCAAACCCCGCCAAAUCAAAUGCCCUUCUACCCCAAUUCAAUGCCCCAAUAUCCCCAGUCCAAAACACCGAUUCCACCUGUGCAGCAACAACAGCAUUCCUAUGGUGCGAUGCAGAUGCACGCUGGCGGCCCCGGAGGAGCUAUGAUGCCCGGCGGCUUUCCCCCACAAACAUCCGUCGCUAUGGACGCCUUCUUGUCUCCAUUUACUCAGACUCCCCUCCCCACCAACAUGACACCAUUCUCCCAGCCGGGUGUGAUGCCUAAUGGACCCUCGGUUGUCCAGCAGGCCUUCAACCAAAAUAUGGCCUCGAUCCAGCAAAAUUCCCUGCUCACCAACCAGCCCAAAAUGUCAAAUACCAAUUCACCCCAAGUCCCUCACCCUGAAACCCCAGUUCAGGUCCAGUCUCCGGCCCAAUUCCCAGCUCAAGCGCAAAUGCAGGCCCAAAUGGCAGCGCGCGAAAAGGCACGAGUGACCGUACUACUCGAUAUCAACUCUGCUCUAUUGCAGGAGGUGGUCAACCUUCAAGCAUCGGGAAAGGCCGGGAUUCCUUUAUCAGGUGAUACCAGCAGCUCACCGUCCGACCCAAGCGCAGAUCCCACCAAGGCACCUGCCUCAAAACCAAGCCAAGAAUACAUCGAGUGCAUGCGCCGACUGCAGGCAAAUCUGGCGUACCUGGCCACAAUAGCGGAUCGGGCCAAAAAGUCCGGUGGGGUGGCACCCCCGGCUCCGGCGAUCAUGUCGCCGCCUCCGCACCUGCUCGCUGUUCAUGAGCUGUAUGCCAAAAUGAACGAGCUGUUUCCUCGAGCUAACAAAGGCUCAACCCCUCAAACGCUCAGCCCCGGGGCAAUGCAGGGUAACGGGGGACCCAGUCCAUCGCCCAUUACGGAUUCAGUGAUCUGA